AUGGGCUCCGCUACUGACUCGUGGAUCCCAUGUCCGCAUUGGCACGCCUCCCAUUUAAUACGCGCCGAUGACCUGCGCGCUCGCCGCCGGCUCGCCACCUCCCACCAGCGACGUGACGUCUACCCCACCCUCACACCCGACGGCACUCGCUCAGCUCAGCCAUGGACCGCACGCGCCACAAGAGCUCCCUCAGCUCCGAGCGCUUCAUCGGCUCCUUCCUCCCCUCCGCGGCCGCCGGCGACCAGACCGCCUCCGCGGCCUUCGAGCUCGACGAGGACGACCUCUUCGCCGCGGGAUCCGGCUCGCCCGAGCCUCCGCAGCCGGCGCGACGCCCGCUCAUCCUCUCAUCCAUCCGCACCGGAAACCCUAGACCCCUCCCCCGCCUCCGGCGCCCGCCGGAGGGCAUCCUUGACGCUCUCCCUGAGCGCCGCCGUUCGCCGCCUCUAUCCUCUUCGUCGGCGUCGUCUUCCUCGACCUCCUCCCCGGCUGCGGCCCCUCCUCGCAUGAUCCCCGCCGUGCCCCGCCCGGCGCCGGCGCCGCAUAUGCCGCAGUCUGCGCCAGUCAACGUCCCUGCGGCGCGGCUGCGGAAGCCGGCGGUGGUGGCGAUGAUGGAUGAAGCGGAGGAUGAGGACGACGAAGAGAUGCUGCCGCCGCACGAGAUGGUGGCGCGCGCUCGUGCGCGGGAGUCGCCGAUGACGACGUUCUCGAUGCUGGAGGGAGCCGGGCGCACGCUCAAGGGGCGGGACCUUCGUCAGGUACGCAAUGCUGUCUGGCGGCAGACUGGAUUCCUCGACUGAACCGUGCCAUUUGCACUGGCCAGUAGCCUUCGGUAGAUUUCAGUGAUUGGAUUUGUAUGUCUGGUUGCUAUGUACGUUAUUGAUGAUUGGAUGUUUAUUUUGGCUGCACCUGUAAAACUUGUCUGUUCUAUUACAUAUUACUUGUAAACUCUUGAUUUGAGCAGUUAAGUUGCCGAUAUUGGAAUAUUCGGUUGGCUUAA
Molecule: messenger RNA, 997 nt
Organism: Phragmites australis (common reed)
Lineage: Eukaryota; Viridiplantae; Streptophyta; Magnoliopsida; Poales; Poaceae
Product: protein S40-7-like
Exons: 1
Coding region: 162-797 (211 amino acids)
Source: RefSeq, a predicted model, not a curated record